Molecule: messenger RNA, 1386 nt
Organism: Aspergillus niger
Lineage: Eukaryota; Fungi; Ascomycota; Eurotiomycetes; Eurotiales; Aspergillaceae
Exons: 1
Coding region: 1-1386 (461 amino acids)
Source: RefSeq, a predicted model, not a curated record
AUGCCGUCUGCGUUCACCAAGCCAGUUGCAAUCAUGCAGGAGCCCAAGUCCAGUGACCUGGAAUAUCCCUUCUGUGAAGGCUCGGACAAUCCCCAAAACUCUUCGAGUCAACUCCAGUAUAAACAUCCAGAUGACUGUCCUGCCCGCCCGAUCAUGACCCGCAGCGAUACUCAUGAUACUGAUGCUUUCCACAUAUUUCCAAUGGACGUGGAUAAAGAACACUCGAAAAACCCUUCAACCUCAGAAUACAAGAUGAUGGGAGCUCUCUUUAAUAAGGACACGGCGAACCGCCAAGGAUUGCCCGAUCUAUCCAAUGAUUCAGUUGUGCUUGAAAAUUGGUAUGAGAGCACAACCGGACCUUGCAGCACAUUAGACCGAGGGACUCCGUCUCUAGCGAGACCGGAAAACACAACCCUCGUUAUACUGAACGAGAAAAGCUUAUCUGAACGCAAUAGUCGCGGUCCUGUGGAGGCCAAAUCAGCGUGGAAACCGCCUAGACCCCCUAAACCACGGUUCCUAGCACACCUUGACGUUGCCGGCUUCGAGUCAUAUGAGAAUUCAACACCGUGCCCAAUGCCUGCCUCGAGAGACGGCCCUGGGGGUCACAAAUGGCUGGCACCUAGAUUGCUGCAAGGUAUGGACAAUGAUAUCAGCAAGCGACGGAAACCAUGGAGCGACCCCAAGCUCGGCCCAUCUCGAUAUCUAUCCCGGCCUGCCAAACGUGGCGCAAAGUCUUACCUCACCAAGAACGAUCUGAGCCAGCCGUUCCCCGGCCCCUGGCCUUCAAUUGAUGGCUUGCUAUUGCGCCAAGAUUCAAGGAUUGCUAAGUCGAGCCCUGCCAAGAUAUGCGUCCGGGACCACAGUAACGCCUUGUCAAGCCCCCAAGAGGCACGAGAGUCAAAUGUGAAGCGCAUAGGCAACUGGCUUGGGAAGCUACUUAGCUGGGUUUCGCACUUAUCGAAGCUUAAGGAACGAGGCGUUAUUAGUAUAUCCUUGGUUGGGCAGCGAUCACUUCAGCACCCACGUUUCGGAUUUGCAUCCUACGAAUACAGUGUGAGCUUCAAAUGGUCAAAUACGUCGGGGUCUAUUGCAAUACAUCAAGGACAAGAAGAGAUCAACCUACCUGCUGCGUCAAAAAAUGCCACCCGUCUCUUCCGGGCUGAUAUUACAGUACCGUAUCUCGCUAUGCGGAUUCUCAUGGGCUUUUGUGCCGUCUGCCGGAGCCGUAUGUCCAGAGGAGUCAUGAUUAGCUUUGUGCGACUCUUCAUGAGACUCAUCGGACUUCCGGUUCUGUAUUUUUUAGAGAGAUUGAGCGUCAGCUUGUCCAUUCACCCAAGGGAGUCUAACACGACCCAGAGCGCAAGAGAUCAACAUGCGGUUUUUUGA